UGCCGCCGGAUCUCGUACUCCAACGACACGGGCGAAGGAGGAAAGGUAGUAUUCGGUCUAACACAUUCAGCCAUCGUGUAUUCGUCCACCGUGUGAGACCCCGUUGCAAGUCGGGUAACCGAACAUGUACGUGCGUAUCGUGUUGCGCGAACGACGUAGCGCUUACGAGACGUCGUUGUCGCUAGGCACGGCCUAGCUCGGCCCGGGCCUGUUUCCCUCCGUGGCUUUGCGCGCGCGGUAUCGCGCUAUCGUACCGAGGCGUAUCUGACGGCCAGCGAGUGGUGUUUGCGUUCCCGAGGCGGGCGAAGAAUACGGCGGGAGCGAGGUGCUCCGAGAAAAAGCGGGCGAGCGAGCGAGAAGGGGGACAAAGAGGAGAAACGAGGACGGAGAGUGCGAGUGAGCGAGCGCGAGAGAGAGGGGAAGAUCGUGCGCGCGCGCGCGCGGGCGCACGCGUGUGUGUGCUUCGCGCUCGCGCCUUCCACCGCUGCGUUCCUGGAGCGACGCUCGCCGACGCCGACGCCGACGCCGACUUCCCGACGCAUUGCGCGCGUACGUGUACGCGCGUGCAACGGCUCGCCCGGACCUCUGAGCGCGUGUCGACACGAAGGUAUCCCAGGCUGACCGCUCGUCACGCGACUCGUGCACGGGCUAAAAUGCCCGACGUAGCUGCCGCCAGCAACGUCAGCAUCGGAGAAGCCAGACCACGUAGUCGGGUCGCGCAUUUCGGCUUCCUCGCGAGCACGCCGUGGCUCCGUUUGCCUCGCGGACUACACUGAUACACGGUCCGCCGUACCAGGGUUAUAUUUAUGGUUGUCGCCAAGGAGCAUGCUUGGGAUUCUGGAGGGACAUACGUUUGAGAGACUACUGCUGCGGCACGUUCCGCGGACGCUACGAAACGUUUGGACGGACGUACAGUGAUAGUGCACUUUGAAAACUUGCAACGAUUGAUGAACGAGAGAGCCGUGAAAUUUGCCGGAAGGCUGUGCGUGUACGAUACAUUCGACGGUUCUUGCGUUUGAAUAAUAACUAACAUUGAAAAGAGAAACACCGAGCUGUCUGCCUCUUUGACGCUGCAUUUGCUCGCAUUACUCGCUCUCUCUCUCGCUCUUGUACAUGGUAUUAAAAAGAAAUUUUUCUUAUUGUGUAGUGUAUCGAUCCUGGGCGAUUGUCAGUGUUCCUACAAAGGAAUAGAUUUUAGAUAACUCUUGUGAUAUCUACCAAUGUUGAUUUAAAAAAAUCGACUUUAAUAUUACCAAGAUGUGUGAGCAAACGGAAAUCAACUAUCUGGAUGGAGAUGUUGUUUGGGUUAAAUUGGGAGCGUGCUGGUGGCCUGGUCAAGUCAUCGGGCUGAAUAAUUUGCCAGAAGAUGUGCAAACUGAAUUUCAAAAGAAGCCAUUAAUAGCUGCUGUAAAAUUUUUUCAGGAAGACACUUAUGAAUUUGUGAAAAAUUAUCAUCAGAUCUACAAAUACAAUUGUACCCUUAAAGAUGAAUUUAUUAAAAAGGGGAUGGAUAAAUACAGAACCAAAAGUAAAGAUGGUAGUAGUUAUAUGGACAAAUUCCCUGGUGAUGUGGAGAUGGCGGAAAAAUUAACGGGAGGAGAUCCUGACAUAUUGCACCAUGAUAAAUUUUGUCCUGAAGAGAAACCAGAUAUCUCCGCUCUGUUCGGUGAGAAAAAAAUUCCGAAGAAAAAGCGCGAAGAAGGACAUAGGCGAAGUGAUGGUGCGGAUUUCUCGAAGAGGAUUACACAUCCACGCUUCAUACGCGGCGAGAGUGAUCACGAGGUCCGCAUUCGUCAGCAACCCAAUAGUUUACCGUCGACUCCGACUAAUACAGGUUCUCCGGUGUAUCGCUGUCAUUUCUGUAAUUUUACUUCCUCGCGCGUUAAUGUCAUCAUUUGUCAUAUAAAAAGUCAUCGAUCUGAUGACUCGUCGUUGCCGCGGUCGAAGGUGAAAACUUACUCGCAGUCACGUGGUAGAAAUUCCGAAACAAGCACGCCAAAACGAAAAUACGUGAGGAAAGAUAAAAGUUCCUCGAGUAAAAAGAAGACCGAUAGCAGGUCGGAUUCUGUUAAACGGAAGCAUUCGAAACAGAGCGAAAAAUCCAGUAAGAAAAAGAAAAGCGAUCCGGAAUUGCGAGAGAAGCUGUUGGCUGAUUGGGAUGACGAGUCGGAUGAAGAAGCAAAUGUUGAUCUAAAUUCUCUAAAUAGUAGGCUAAGCGAUUCGCCCACAAAGAAUAGGUCAAGCACCGAUGAUAGUAAGGACUAUGAUAGUGAGAAGAAUGCUGAAACUGCAGAAACUAAUGAAAUUAUAGUGGAAACAGAGAAACUGCUCAAGGAGACUGAGCAGUUAUCCUCGAUACACAUGAUACGGGAGUCAUUGGAUAGCUUGCACGCGUCAAAGAACAUACAAUUUAGUUUUGACAAGAAGUCUGAUUUUGAGAAGGAUACCAAGACUAGCAGUAAAUCUAAUGAAACGUUAAACAAAUCACCAAAGAAGGAUACUUCAAGUUCCGAAAGCGAGAGUAAACACGUUUCUGAUAAAGAUGACAAAAAAUCACGACUGGCGUGUUUUGAUUUCGAUGAGGAUGAUUUGAGCGAGCCCUCCAUACCACCUGUACGAAAAAUUCCCCGAGUUUUCGGCGAGAAGAAUUUAUCCUUAAAAAAAGAAAUUAUCAAGGAAUUCGAAAUGAGUCAAGCCCUGAAAAAUGAAAUUAAGAGGGAAGCCGAAAAAGUAUCUGAAUUAGGUAAAAAUAUGGAAUUAAAAGCUGACGAAAUAAUGGAGAUAAUACAAGGUAGAGACAAUCGACAGGAGAAAGAUGCCAAAGCAAGUGAAAAGCUUGAUGAGAAUGUACAAGAUAAAACAAAAGUAAAACACUCUAAUAAAGAUAAAAAGGAAGAGAAGAAACCUUUGCAAUCCGAUGAUAAUCGACAGAAAUCUAAUACCUGCGAGACGGUAGAGAUUGUGGAAAUACUUGAAGUUGAAAGAGGAGAUGGUGACAUUGACUAUUCUUUGAAUGCUGCAAAGGACAUAGAAACAAAAUCUAAGAUUGAUGACAUAGGACAUUCUUCGAACGCUGCAAAAGAUAUAGAAAUGAAAUCUAAGACUACGCUGGAUGUAAAUAAAGAAGUAUCGAUAAAGAAGGACGAAAUAGAUAUCAAAUCUAAUGAUGAAAAAUUAUCACAGUUGGAGAAACCUGAUUCAGAGGACGCAAUCGCGGAAUCUAAUGACAACGCUUUGACGAAAGAAGCUGACGACACUUUGUCGGAACGAUUUACUACGGAAACAGAAGAUGAAACCGUGUCCGAGUCUGCAGAGACUGUGCCUGAACAAAGUGAAAAUUCAGAUAUUGAUAACUUAGACCGAAAUAUUGAGAGUCUUUCGGGCAUUAUUAAAAGAGGAAGAGGGCGACCUCGUAAAAACGCGAGUUUGCCUAACAAGAGUACUAGUGCAAACAAAACUCCAAAGAUGAAAGCUAGUAGAGGCAACAAGAGAAUGCGCUUGAGUGAAAGGAUCGAGAUCGAACGAAAAACUUCGGAUUCUGAUACAGAUCGUUCAUAUAGCGGCAGAAGACGUAAACCAAAUAAGAAAUACUUGGAAUCCGACAUUUACGUUCAAGAUAUUCAAGAUCCUGAUGAUUACAAAGCGUUUAGGACGGACGAGAGUCAGUCAGAAAGUGAAACUAAAGUUUCUGAAAGAGUCAUAAGCAAAUCUAGAAGAGGCAGGCGUCCUAAGGGAGCUAACAAGAGAAGCAACGAACUCGUCGCUCAAAUGGAUAAGCAAGAAAUAGAAGUAUCCGAUCAACUACCAACUGUUGCUGAAAAUAAUGUUAACGUCUCGUUGAUAGAUGUAAAAAAUGAAACAUCUGAGAAUAAAAAAGAGACCUUUUCAGAAGAAGAAAAAUCUGAGGUCAAAUGCGAUGUACUUGAUAAACAAGUAAAAUCUUUAAACGAAACAGCUACUGUAACAGUCGACACAGACGUAUCUUCGAAAGAUGUAGAAAUGACGUUAUUUCAGAAAUCAGAAGCUAUAAAUAAAACGAAGGAGACAAAAUUUGAUGUAGAUCAAACUAUGAAGGAAUCUGAAAUGGAGAAAAAAGAUUUAUUGAAGCAAGAUAAAAAUAUUAAAGGUCUUAAGGAUGAUGAAAAUCCAACGAUCGUGGAGCAAACUGAAGAUACUAUCGAUAAGGUUGAAAUACAAGAUACUCUGAAAACCAACGUGGAUAUGUUGCCGCCAAAAAAGUCUCAAAUAAAAAAAUUUGAAUUGUCUCAAAUAGAUUUUUUUGACGCAGAUGUUCAAGCUAGUAAAAGGGUGGAAACUGAGCCUGAAUCUGAAUCUCAGUCCGAGCCUAAGACCCAGCCUCAGUUUGAAUGUAAAAUUGAAUCUGAACCUACAAUUGGACUUAAACUUGAACCUCAAUCUGAAUCUCUGAAGGAUGUUGAAGAAAAGAUAAAUAAAAAAGAUGAGAUAAAGGCGACUGUAAGUAAGGUAACGGACAAAGACAAUUUUUUUAAUACUGAGAACAAACAGCGCAGUUCUGAACAUCAAAAAAAGAUAGAUCAAUCAGAUGUAAAAGAACAAGAGAUGCAGUUGAUGGAAGAAGUACCGCAAAAAACGCAGGAUGUUGAUCAGCCUAAUUUGAAGUUGCCAGAAACGUUAUCCAGAACAAAUGACGCGAAAAAUAUACCCAAAAGUCCAACGAAAUUGUUGAUCGAGCAACAAUUGACGCCCAAGAAAUCUUCAAUGCAAACGAGAUACAAGGGUAAAUUUACUCCAGAAACAGGUAAAGGAAAAAAAGAUAAAGAUUUAUUUCCAGAAGAAAGACCAGCCAAUACAUUUCAGGAGGCUUUUCUGAAGACGUUACAAAUAGAUAAGAAGAAGAUUAUAGUUGAAAAUGUUGAGAUGGCAUCCAACAAAGGAGGAAAAAAGGAGAAGAAAAGAAAAGCUGAAGAGAUGGAAUCAAAUGUCGCUGUUGUAUCUGCACAAAGUAAAAAAAUUGAUGAUUUGAAUAAAGAUGUGGGGAUUUCCGAAAAUAUCCAAAUAGCUGAAAACGUACCAAUUAUAGAUGAUAUUGGAAAUAUUGAAGUUGUUGUCGAAGAAAAGAUCAACAUCAAAGAUACUAAGAUUGGAGAUAAUGUCCUCGAAAUUGAUAGUGAGCUUGGGUCAUCAUCCAGUGAAUUUAUUACAUCUAAACCAGUACUUCAGUCAGAAACACUUUCUGUUUCCGAAAAUAACGCUAAGAGUAUCUCCAGUGUCAUAAAAUUGGAUGAAAUCCCGAAAGUGUCCAUAGUCACAUCAUCUUUAUCGUCUGACAUCAGCGUACCGGUGAAAAAACGUGAGAUGCCGCGAAUAAUAGAGAAUGUAACGUUGACUGAACCGGUGCAAAUUCUCAAGACAAAGUUACUCGAUAAACCACCGCAAAAAGGUGUGAAGCACAAGUUGGAAGCAGAUGCUGCAAAAAAGAAUGAUCAAAAGAGCGGUCCGAAAGCAAAGAUAAUUAAAAUAGAAACUCUGCCAUCGAACAGCAAGGUGAAAACUAGUGCAAAAUCCAGCCCACACAUGACUCUGACUAAAAAACUUCAGGUAUUAAAAACAGAGGAGACUGAUGCGCUUUUGGAAGCACAAAACAAAGAACAAGCUACGUCGCAGACUAUUAUUACCACACCAGUAACAGAGAAAUACAUACAGCAGAGUGCUCAAAGUCUCGCGGAUAUGACGGAACUGGACAUUAACUCGAUGCCAUUUGUCCUCAGUGAGGACGUGCUGACGCCAGAGAGCAUUGAACAGAUGCCUGUUGUUAUAUCUUCCAUUAUACCAGCUUCCAGUUCGAUUCCAGCCACGCUCUCCUUUACUCCAACCACGCAGAUAGUGUCACCCACUCAGCAAACUCAGUUUACGAUCGCGAACGAGACCAUUGCAACAGAAACAUCGCCGACGAAGAAAAAGAGCGGCGUGCCAACGAUAUUGAAGACCAAAAGUAAAGCGAAACCAACCGUUACGAGUGUUAAACCGUUGGUACCGCCACUCACCGGUGGCGUAAAAGGCUUGAAAUUUCAAAGCGCUCAACCGACCGGUAAAACGUCAACUCUUUUGACACAGAAAGGUACCACUCCAGGAAAAUAUGUCGUCGUGCAGACCGCGGGUGGCCAACAACUGCGUUACAGUGUUCAGGGAAAAUCUGGCACUCCACAAAAAAUAGCUAUUCCAACUGGCGGCAAGGCGGCAGGCAACGCACAAGUAAUUCAACAAGGUGGUAAAGUUGUUAUAUUAACGUCGGGACAAUCAUGCCAGACCAAGGUAAUGCCGCUGAACAUUUCCAAGACUUUGGGCGGCAAAGUACAAAGAAUCGUCACGAGCAAGGCUCAGCUGUUGUGUCCGAUCAGUCCACAAGGUAGUAUAAUCGCCACUAAGACUAUUCUCGCGCCAAAAGCUGAUACCGUCGCUGCUGCUGGUACAUCCACUACAUCCAAAUUGGCUACUAGUGGUCACAAAAUUAUCAAUACACAGGGCAUAAUUACGUCUAAGGGUGUGCUUACUCCGAUUUCAGGUGCUAUCGGUAAAACAGCGUUAUUGGGUACAUUGUCUCAGGGAACAUUGUCUCAGGGAAUUCUCACCAAAGAUGGCAUUUACACUCCGAUCAGCGCUUCAGCUUUGAGUGGGAAGACCAUUAUCGGCUCGAAGACUUUGGUUACGAAAGGCGCGACUCUUUUGACUUCUCAAGCUCAAAAUCUAAGUGGCACGAAAGCGAUCUUGACACCAGUGUCUCAAACUAUCACCGGCAAGACGAUAUUGGGCACGCAAGCUGUCGUCAGUAACAAAGGUACCAUCCUGACGCCGAUAACAGGACAGCAGGUUAAAGCCAUUGCUGCCAAAAGUCCGGUUAAAGGCGGCAAAGUGCAAUAUCAGCUCCAGCAAAAGGUACAACUGCCGAUAUUGCAAAAGUCUCCGAAGGUACCGAUAUCGGCAACAGGCUCGCAAACACGGGUCUCUGCGAAAUCACCAUCGAAUAGUUCGUUGAUUCUGCAAAAUGCCUCUAGCCCCGGUGUGAUAUCUCAAAAAAGCACAACGUCACAUGGCAAAAAGAUUAUUAAGCAAAACGUGGUACAACCAGGCACCUCCAUUCAAGGCAUCGCUUCACCGAGCGGUACGCAACAAACGCUGACAAUGGUACAGCAAGUGCAAUCGAAAGGCAAAGUCACCGUUUCACCGCAAAAAGUCAUUGUUCCUCGAACUGGCGGCCGCCAGACGAAAGCUCAGCAAAAGAUCGUCGUCCAGAAAGUACAAGAGCCACUUAUGUCGGUGGUACAGAGUCCUCAAGGAAAACAGACGUUUGUCACGACUAUCGCAACCGCCACCACCGCUGUUAUCACUACGACCGCCACUACACCGAUUGCCACCAAGACAGUCGCCCAGAAACAUGCAAGUACCAAAUCCUCUGUAAAAUCUCAGGCCUCUAAUAAGGCGCAAAGAAAUCUCAACGUCGUCAUGAAUUCAAUGAAUGCCAUCACGUCGAACAUAAAUGUUGCCACGGCCACUACUACUUUAUCUUCGCUAGAAUUGACCAACGUGGAGAAGAAGGUAAAAACAGAUCUUCAGAAGGAUUCUCAAAAAGAACAAAAUAAAAUUGAGAAAAUCCAAACUGAAAAAUGUGACGCAGAAAAGGUAGAAGAGCCGAAGGUGGCCGCGCAGCCUCAGAUCAUGGCUCUACCAACAGAAAGCAGCGACGGUACGCAAACCUACGUGUUAGUGACGAUAGAUGAACAAGGACAAAUACAGCCGCUUGAUAAUAAUACCCUUAUGUCGUUGGAAGGAACCACGCAAAAUCCAGACGGCACGAGAACCUUGUAUAUAGAUCCCAGUUCUCUGGGAGAGGCUGGAACCCUAGACAACAUCGUUCUUCAGUUUGACAACAGUGUUUUGCCGAAUAUUCAAACCAACGUAACAGAGGCUAGUCAAACGGCGAUCGUGAGUGAGAGUUUUCCCGCGUCAGAGGUGAUACAAACGUCCAAUCAGGACAUUCUCGCAGCUGCUCUCGCCAACACGGACUUUCAGCAGGAGAUCAAUUUGCCGGAGAAUCAGGCGGGUAGCGUCAUGACCCAGACCGGUCUGACUCAGACGAGUCUCAUUAAUCAAACCAUAUUACAGUCGACCAUUAUACCACCUACAGAACCGAUAUCUUCGCCCUCGGUGCUGGAGACUUCAUUGACUCUGAAUCAACCGAUCAUGACGCCGCUCGAAGUACCGAGCAAUCUACCGAUUCAGUCGACGGACUCGACUCCCACAUCGGUCUCCACUAUUCCAUCCUCCCUCGAACUACCGAUCACCAUUACAAAUCCCAGCAUCUCCUAUAUAUCCGCCACAGGAGAGACGCAGAUCCGAAUUCCUGGCAACUCGAUGCCAGACAUCGGCGAGAUCAUAGAAAGUCCAGUGACAGUAGCGAGCAGAGAGAUAGAUCACUCGGAGAUUCCUGCGAGUACUCAAUACGUGGUCAUUCCGAAUCUAGAGGACAAUAUCGCAGUCACAGAGACGCAGAACGUGCAGAACGCCGAGAUCACGAUCGCACCGUCAACCUCGUACACGGUCACUUUGCCGAACAGCAUAGUCCUGGAGAACUCGCAGGUACAAACUACUCCGUCGAUGCCGAUUAUUGACGACACGUAUGUUGACAAUUCGCAAUUAGCGACAACGAUCGUCACUGAGCAGACGUUCGUAGACGUACCGGUGUCGGAGAUGCUCGUUUCCAAGGUAGAGAACGCGCAAUCGCAGGAUAUUACGGUAACAUCGGAAAUGAUUAUUUCCUCGCAUCAGAUUCCGGUCUCUCCGCAAAAAUCGAUUGUGUCGACCAACAAAAAUUUGAAUGAGGAGCAGCCUGUGACGAUGCAGGAGGUUUACUCUUCUCAGGAAAUUCCUAACACGUCCGAAGAACUGAUUUUGCAACAAUCGGCUAAUGAAGAUACAGCCUCGAGCACAAUGGAAGUUGUACUGGAAUCGGAAAAUGAAAACAAAGAGAGCGCGACUUCGAUGACCGGUUUAUCGACAAUAGAUGAAACCAAUGUGAUCACGUCCGAAUCUAAUUCGCAGAUAAAAUCCGAACGUAAAACCGCGAGCGAAUCGCACGAGGCGAACGCGACAGAAAAGUUGAAACGGCUAACGGUUUCAGAAGAAUCUAGCGGUAAAGCUAAGUUAGCAGACCAACAGGUAGCGGGCACAUUGAACCGAGAGGAACGAACAGUUUUAUCAACGGAGUCAUUGAAUUCCUCGAAGGACUCUGCUAUGGAGUUGGACGAAGCGGUCGAACCGGAUCUGUUUGCCAAAAGCGCGGUUGGCAAGCAAAGUACGGAAGAUUGUCAAAGGGACGAGCCAUCGUCGCAGGAGGAGUCUGACAGACGUCGUCUGCGCCGUAGCAUGGAGCUGCGUUUCGCAGAUGAAGAGGGCGAGGCAAUCGCGGAAGCUAGUCAAGAAACGCCUUCGCAAUCUCAAUACGAGCGAUUUAACGUGUCCGUCAGCAGCGACUCCACGGAUCUACCUAGUCAAUCCGCCUCCAAGUUAGAAAGCUCGUCGGGCGAGGCCACGCAGUCGACGGCGUACGAGCUAAUGGAGACGGACGAGGAAACUAUCGUGGCGGAACCACCAUCUCAGUCUUUUGAGCAUACAAAGAUCAACGAGGCAUCCCAGUCAUACGAAGCUUCGGCGGAAUCCAAUGUGAACGCGCCGACACAAUCCUUCAAUGAGAUUGUACAAAGUCAGGAGCGAACCAGCGCCGAUGAGGCGAUCGACGAUCAGAGCUUCCCUACACAAAGCUAUGAGGUCGACAAGGGUGAGAGCAUGACGGAGAAUCUGGAAACCGAUGCAGAAAUUAGUCAGGAAGGUAACAUACCAUCACAGUCUAACGACGUCGGUGCUGAUGGCAUAGGUACGUCAUCCGUAUCGACAAAUAAUUCCGGAUUGAAUGAGGACGAAACGGCGAGCUCGUCCUACGUGCCAGAGACACCCGAAAACCAAGAGCGCGACCAGGAUCAGGAGAGUGCGAUAAGCACGUCGUCGUACGAAAUACCGCCAUGCGAAGAGCUUAACAUCGCCUCAUCCAGCGUGAUACCGGACACGUCAGUCAGUGCGGAACAUGCUAGCAUUCAUGACAACGGCGUCCCGGAGAUCCCGACUUCUUCAUCGUACAAUCUCAAUCCUGACAUUACGUCGACCCAUCACGUGGAUUCUGUGCCUACUUCCAGCUACGAGGACCAAGUGAUAGUCGAACAGAACGUAUCGACAUCGUACGAGGUGCCAAUCUCAAUGCCCGGCCUGGAGGAGACCUGCUCGCAAAACUUUGUUACAGAGAGCGGCGAUCAUCGUCGGAACGAACCAUCCAGCUACUACCCUCAUCAUCAGGAAGUGACAGCGAGUUACUACGAGUCCGUAGAUCAGGAUGCGAACUCUCGACUGGGGGAAGAGGAAGAUCCACAUGAAGAACACGUGACAGCCGGCGGCUACUACGAGGGCAAUCCUCAGGAGGUGAGUCAGAGUUAUUUCGCCCCGACUGAAGAGACGCCCAACUACAGCAGUCACGGCAUCUCGCCCAGCUAUUACGACCCCAGCAGACCUGAGAGCGAGGCGAGUCAGAGCUACUAUUCCACGGAAGAUCUGGACGGCAAGACAGAGCAGUCGUCUUCAUCGCCGACCAUCGAGGCGUCGCAGAGCUUUUAUCAGGAGAGAUCGAGCGAACUGAGACUGAGGCAGCAAGGUGAAGCCACGCCGACGUAUCCCGAGGGAUACCCGGUGGACUACACUUUAGAAAACUCACCGAUCGAGAGGCAUGAUCUUGUGGAGAGCUCGGUACCAGCCACUCGGCCUAUGGACAGGUAAUAUACCGUGGGGGGCAGUGGUAACAAUUCUAGUUCCCACUUAAAAUAGACUAUUGGGCGACUUACCCGUAUACAAACUUUUGAAUCUAUUUUUAAAUGUAAAUAUAACGCGUUAAGUUAAAUAUAAUAUUAAAUAAGCGCUUAGAUUUAGAUUAAGAUGAAAUUUGGCGUUAGAUUUUAUUGCUAGGCUCUUAGACAAGCGAAUGCAUUCGCGUAUGAAUAUGCGUAUUUUUGCGCAACAAAAGAAAACAGAAGAUAAAGUCGCGAAUAUAAUCUUAGGAUUCGCAUUACACAGUUUCAUCAUCGCAUUAAAAUAAUAUUGUUUUGGUUUUAUUAUCAUCGACAUUUGAUAUGAUAAAGAAGAAAAAAAUGUCCAUACAAUUGCUAGAAUAAACGAAGAAAAGCCAGCUAUUUAUACAUAAUGGAUACAGAUUACUAUUCUUUCUUUGAAGUUUCAUAAAGGUUCGUGUCGGAUAAACGAUUUUCGAUUUCCGUCAAUAUUUCUGUGUAUCUACGAUGGAGCAAUGGUGAGAAUCACUGUGGGGACCCGCACGAUAAAGAUUUCUUUUAUGAGGUCGAGAUAAGAGGCAUGAUAAUUGCCGAUCAAAGCCAUUUCAUACCGAGAGAUCGCAACUAAAAGAAAAUCCACAAUCAACGUUCCAGGAUUUCACUGUUGCUCCGUAAUGUCAAGUCGUAACGUAAGCAGUUGUUUAUUUGUAACAGUUUUAAGCGAUAAGAGCUCAUAUGUGAUUCUUUAAGACAAAACAGAGCCGUAGCAAACCUAACGGAGGUCCCAAUAUUUGUCUUCAAUCUUCAAUAUUAACCGAGACUGAUAAUGCUCUCGCUUAUUUCAUUUACUUGCUUACGUCUGCGACAGCCGUUCGAUUUGCUAUGGCCCUAAGAAGCAAAGAGCACAAUAUUUCUGAUUAUAUAUCCAUAAACGACAUAUGUCCUACAUUUCGAUAAAAACACAAAAAAUAGAGAGACACAACUCUCGAUCUAUCGUUUAAAGACUUAACUUUCCCGAAUAAAUUGAGCCGUGCCUCGCUUUGCUCAAUGUGAACAGUGUAAUUUUUCAAUAGCGAUUUGUGUGAAUCGCGAUACAGAAUGUGCAAGGCUCUGAGCGAAACGAGGGUCAUUCUCUAUUAGAAUAUGUUUUAGUUUAUAGAGCCAAUACAAACUACAUUUAUAUAAAGGUAUAUGUAUAUACAUAUACACAUAUUAUAUACAUAUGCAUAUACAUAUAUGUAUACAUAUGUAUAUAUGUAUACAUACGUGCAUAUAUGUAUGUAUAUAUACACAUUACGCAUGUACAUAUGUGUACGUAUAUAUACAUACGUACAGAUACACAGGAUCCUAUUUUAAUCAAUCCAGACAAUUUUCUCUGAAAUUAUUAAUGAUGCAAAACAAUGUUUGAGAUGAAAAUGAUACAUUAUUUUGUAUCAUAAAAACUUCGGAGAAAACUGGAUUGAUUAAAAUGGGACACCCUGUAUAUAUAAAAUAAAAAUGUGCUUAUUAUUUCACUUAUAUAAAAAAGUGUACCUUGUGUGCUAAUGAGGCAAUAGAAGAGAAGAGAGUGAGCAAAGAUUUUGAUUGUUACAAAAUCUGUCAUGUUUGAGACGUAUCUAGAAAACGUUUGUGAACGUGAAGAAAUUUAGAAGUUUCUUAAGUUCUUGAGAAGAUCUACUUAUUGUGCAAGCCUCAAACAAGGCAGAUUUACCAAAAUGUCAUAAGAAAAAAAUUAUAUUAUAUUCUUUAUUAUAGUCUCACGUUAUAUCAAAAAAUAAAUCAAUGUUUUUAUUUCUCGUGGCGUUUUUAAUUAUGGUCACGCGUGUACAUAUUAUGUUGAUAUUGGAUAAAAAAUUGUAUUCUCAUGUCAAACAUGGCUCGAUAACAAUAUCGUAGCUUAUAAGAAAAAAAAACCUGAAAAAUUUUCAAGAACGGACUGAAUUGUUAAUGUUCUGUAAUUAACUCUGAAUUCUUUUGAUAUAUAUGUAUAUAAGUGUACGUAUGUAUCAGAAAAGUUAUCUUAAAAAUUCGUAUAUAUUUACAGACACAUAUAAUAUAAUAUUGCAAGAUGGAGAAAUAUAGCUACAUUUUUUCUAAAAAAAAAUAAAAAUAAAAACUAAAAAGGAAACGUGCUACCUUUUUGAUGUACAAGAUUAUGUAUUUGUUCAUUAAAUUUACAAAGUGAAAUUCAUACGAAUGAAUCAAGUAGCUCUCCUCUACGUUUCACAUGUCGAUAACAAUCUGAUAUUUUCAACACUAACAAUAUUAUCUAUUUACAUUUAUUUCUAUUGUGUGCACCAUAUACACUUGUAAUUAAGAAUAAAAUAAAUAUACGAGUAUUUACAUAACUGAUUA
Molecule: messenger RNA, 13220 nt
Organism: Solenopsis invicta (red fire ant)
Lineage: Eukaryota; Metazoa; Arthropoda; Insecta; Hymenoptera; Formicidae
Exons: 4
Coding region: 1258-10857 (3199 amino acids)
Source: RefSeq, a predicted model, not a curated record